Cyprinus carpio (common carp) is the source of this 1233-nucleotide messenger RNA. RefSeq names its product interleukin-20-like. NCBI's taxonomy places the organism in Eukaryota, Metazoa, Chordata, Actinopteri, Cypriniformes, Cyprinidae. Gene Ontology annotation, cellular component: extracellular region. The record is from RefSeq and is a predicted model, not a curated record.
UUAAACAGUGUAUAAUAUAAAUAAUUGCACAACUGCACAGUAUAACAUGCCACUACAGGUAUAGUAAGAUUAUGUACGUCACUAAUUGUUUGAACGGAAGUCCUUCAUCCCUUCAUGCCAAUUCCCAAAGUGAUGGGAAGGCAAAGACAGACACUUCCUCUUACUGUAAUGGGAGGUAGAAAAGAAUCAAGGAAUACCUGUCAAAAUUCCCCUCCUGUCCCACUAUAAGAGCACCUGCCAUCCCCAUACAGAGGUGCACAUCAUUCUGUGAAGAAAAACACUCCCUGGACCUCACCAGGCUGAACUGUCAGAAUCAUAAUGAAGGACUUGUUUAUCAUAUAUAGCAUGUUUGUAUGCACCAUGCUGUGUGGUCUAUGGGACACAGCCCAGGGUCGGCGGCUUCACAUGGGCAGCUGUAAAGUGAACAUUCACACACAUGAACUCAGGCACCACUUCCAGCACAUCCGUCAAAGCAUGAUUUCAGGAGAUGAUCACAAGGGAAUCAGAUUACUUAGAAAAGACGUGAUGAACAGUAUCCAGGCUACAGAAAGCUGCUGUUUCCUCAGGCAGCUCCUUCAUUUCUACAUGGAUAAGGUCUUUAUCAACUACAGCAGCAGUCAUUCCCUACAUCGCAGAACCACCAGCGUACUGGCCAACUCCUUCCUCAGUAUCACCAAGGACCUGCGAGUGUGUCAUUCUAAUGCACACUGUGAGUGCAGCGAAGAUGCCAAACAAAAACUCGCAGGAAUUCAAACCAUGUAUGACAAGCUUGAUCAGGCAGCAGGAGCAGUGAAGGCUAUUGGAGAGCUGGAUUCACUACUUGAAUGGAUAGAAAGUUUCCAACACCAUUGAAAAUACACCAAGACCAAACUUAAGUGAAGCUAGAUAUUUAUUAUGUUUCUAAAACAGGGACAGCUGCAUAGAUUCAAGAACAAGAAUCUUUACUACUUGACUCUAAAAACAGUUUGAAAACGUUUUUGAUUCCUUACAGUUUGUGAGAAUAAUUUAUUUAUACCUAACUACAUUAUAGACCAUAUUUCUAAGCAUAUUUGCAUGAUGUAUAAAUGUCAUGCUGCAAAGUAGACCAUUGCGGUCAGUUUGUGAUCUGUAAUUUUCUUUGUAUUGUUGUCUUCAUAAAAAAAUUUAUAAUUUAUAAAAUAAAGAUAUAUUUAAGCUGUUAUGAAUCACCUGUUUUACCACAAAAUCUAUUCAGAUUCAUUAAAACACAUUAUA